AUGCGACUAGAGAGGGUCCACAAUUGGAAGGGAAUGGCGUUGCGACGGAAGAGAAAAAAACCGAUCAAGAAACUGGACUUUUGGGGUGACAUGCCGCAGGAACUGAAGAUGGAGAUCUUUCGUCACUUGACACCACAGGAGAUUGUGCGCUGUGCGUCCGUUUCCAAAAUGUGGAAUGAAAUGUGCUAUGACGGUCAGUUGUGGUCAAAGAUUGACACUACUGACUAUUAUCGGAAGAUCCCCAGCGAUGUUCUGAUAAAGCUGAUUACCUCUGGAGGUCCAUUUGUGCGUGAUCUCAACUUGAGAGGCUGCGUGCAACUUCGCGAUAAAUGGAACUCAAAGGGUGGACACAUCUCUGAGCUGUGUCAGAAUAUCGUCAACUUUUCACUUGAAGGAUGUAAAAUUGACAAGGCGUCUAUGCACUCGUUCCUCUCGCACAACUUGCGCUUGGAGCACAUCAAUCUUUCGGGUCUGCGGAACGUCACGAAGAACUCAACAAUGAAGAUCAUCGCGCAGUCUUGUCCGCUGCUCGAGACGUUGAAUGUAUCAUGGUGCCAUGAUAUUACCUCCAAGGGCCUUCGUAAGAUCAUUCAGUCGUGUGAGCAGUUAAAGGAUCUUCGAGCUAGCGAAAUCAAUGCAUUUCAAGACGAGGACCUCGCACUGGAGAUAUUCGAGGGUAACAAAUUGGAGCGAUUGAUCAUGGGGCGCACUAAUCUGAAUGAUAAAUGCUUGAAGAUCUUGAUGCACGGUGUGAACCCCGAGAUAGACUUGUUGACGAACCAUCCCAUCGUAACCCCACGACGGUUCCGACAUCUCGAUCUGCACCGCUGUCCCGAUGUUACUGACAAGGGAUUGAAGAGCUUAGCAUUCAAUGUUCCAGACCUAGAAGGUCUUCAAGUUUCCAAAUGCCCCGAACUGACUGAUGAGUCAAUCAUUGAGAUUAUUCGCACCACACCGGUCCUCUCCCAUUUACAAAUGGAAGAUCUUGAGAAACUCACAAACAACACCCUUGUUGAGCUCGCCAAAUCCCCUUGCGCCCAGCAUCUUGAACACCUCAAUGUCAGUUACUGCGAGAGCCUGGGUGAUCCGGGAAUGCUUCAAAUCAUGAAGAGCUGCCCAAAACUGCGCUCUGUGGAAAUGGACAACACGCGCGUCUCUGAUCUGACCUUGGCGGAGGCGUGUUUACGUGUCCGGCGUCGUGGCCACGGUGAAGAACUUCCCAAGAUCGGACUCCGAUUAGUUGUGUUCGACUGUGCCAAUGUCACUUGGGCCGGCAUCCAAGAAGUCCUCCUCAAGAACUCACAAGCACCCCGCAUACGCAAACCGAUGGCAGCAGACGCACAAAAAUCAGCGGCAGAAGUCGUAACAGUGACUCAAACAUUGGACGCAGGCUCAUCCUCGAUGACUUCCACUUACAUCUCCAUGUCAGCACCAACGCCAUCACCACCGACGUCAUCGCCACCAACGCCGCCGGCCAUGUAUGUGAAGGAGAUCAUCCAGCUGAAAUGCUUUUAUGGAUGGCAGAUGAUGGUCGAUCAACAUACCAAGCGUGUUUUGCGUGGAAACCUCUCAGCGGCUAAUCGACUGCAUCGCAAAUGGGGCGAACAUAUGAUGCGGACCACAGAAGCUGGCGCCGCGGGCGUUCGCCGUUGGCAACGCUGGGCUCGUGAUGCCGAACGCAUCUACCUGGCCGAUGAUGAUGAUGAUGAUGGCGGUGCUGUUGGAGGGGUCACUAUUGUCGGUCCACGUGCACGUUGCGCGUUGAUGUAG
This is a messenger RNA of Penicillium malachiteum, 1770 nucleotides long. RefSeq names its product F-box domain protein. The transcript has a single exon. The record is from RefSeq and is a predicted model, not a curated record. Gene Ontology annotation, cellular component: SCF ubiquitin ligase complex. Lineage: Eukaryota; Fungi; Ascomycota; Eurotiomycetes; Eurotiales; Aspergillaceae. Gene Ontology annotation, molecular function: protein binding. The coding region runs from base 1 to 1770 and encodes 589 amino acids. Gene Ontology annotation, biological process: SCF-dependent proteasomal ubiquitin-dependent protein catabolic process.